UUUAAGCUAAAUCACGAAUUUGUUGUAGUAAUUUCUCAUUCAGAAGUUAGGUAUAAAGAGAUUUCUUCUAAAUUUAAUAAAAGUACAACUUUCCAUAAAAGCUUACUACUUUUUUAGAUUUAUCAAACAAUGUCUUUUGAGGUAUUAAAAUGUGCUUAAUGCAUGGUUCUAAAUUCAUAUUCACCGAGGUAACUUAACCCAUCAAAUUUGAACCAUAAAGUCCCUAGUUCUCUCUAUCUCCUUUAUGCUAAUGGAAAAUAAAAAUCAUUGAAAAAGCCUCUCCUUUUUCUCCAAAUCUCUCUUUCUAAAAAGAAAAAAUAUAUAACUCACAUCCAUGAACUUGUCUCUCACAAGAAGCACCAAAGUGGCCUUCUCUCUUUACUUCCCCCAACUUUGAAUUCUUUCACUAACAAAAAAAGAAUAAAAAACAAAGGAAAGUUAAAUCAUUGAGCUAUCACUUCACAUAAAUAGUGAGUCAUGUCAACAAUAUAUAAUAACUGCCAACUAUCAAACCAAAGGUCAUAACUUCUAAGUUGUAACAACAAAACAUAUCAAAAACAGAGUUACUCUGUUUUCUCUUUGUGAACAACUUCUUUCUUUUGAGUUACUCAUCCAACAAACAUCAUGAAGAGCUUUCCAAAGAACAAAUUCUUUCAUUGUUUUCGCCCGGUUGUUGAUAUUGAUGCCAUGCUUGAAUCCAAAGUUGCUGCUCAUUGCUCAGAGAGCUGGUUCAUGCAGCACCCUAAAAAACGUACAGUUUCAAAGUUGAUCAAAGCUGUCAUAUUGGAAACCAUAUUGAAUAGAAGAGCUCGACAUCAAAAUCAUUACGGCCUUGAUUGUUUUGGUGGGUCGAAGAAUAAUUGUUCGACACAUAAAAAAGAAUUGAAAGCCUCUCAAUCAUCUUUUUCAAGUUUAUCUACACAAAGUUCAUCUAUUUCAAGCCCAAAAGUAUCACAAUCGAAGAACAUGUCUACCAAAGGAAAACAUGAGAAAGAAAGCAGCAGUGGAAGCACACUACUAGAGAAGCAGAAGAAAUUUGAGUUGUAUGCAACAUGUUUGGUUCUCAUAAGCUUAAUAUUUACUGUGUUUUGGGGGAAAAUAUUUGGAAUAAUUUUGACAUCAAUGUGCCUCUACUUUUUUUCUCUUUGUUGGAACUCAAACUAUAGCUGCCAGAAGAAGAAGUUGCAAAAUUGUCCAAGAUGUAAUAAUAAACAACUUAGAGAUCAAUAUAUUAUAUGA
This is a messenger RNA of Trifolium pratense (red clover), 1239 nucleotides long. RefSeq lists its product as uncharacterized. Lineage: Eukaryota; Viridiplantae; Streptophyta; Magnoliopsida; Fabales; Fabaceae. Bases 625 to 1239 code for a protein of 204 amino acids. The transcript is spliced from 2 exons. The record is from RefSeq and is a predicted model, not a curated record.